AUGGCUGCAGGAACUGAACUGCUGCUGGCCACACCGAUUCUGUCAGAAGCCUUUGCUUUAGGUCUAUGCCAUAUCUUUCUCCCAUUAUUCCAUAGCCCUCUGGAUUUGGAGCAGUGUUCCCUCCAGGUGCUGGAGCCAGAAGGCAGUCCCAGCUGGAGUCUCCUGAAGCUGCUGGGGGAUCGAGGCUGCACUGUGGUGGAGCUGGCAGAGUCCUUGCAGGCCCUGGAGCACACAGAGGCCCUCCAGUAUCUCGGCCAUUCAGGUAUAAAGAUUGUUGUCCAACCAGACUCUCAAGCAGUGCUCUCUGGUCAGGUCGUCAAGUUAUGCUGCUGGGCAAUGGGACACCCAUUUGUGCACUACCAGUGGUUCAAGCAGGAAAAAGAGGUUCCCCAUGGUAAUUCUCCAGAGCUGGUUUUGAGUCCAGUGAGUGUAAAGGAUUCUGGCUUUUACAUCUGCCGAGUGAAUAGUGAAUCUUCUUUUAUGUUCAGUCGGUGGGCACGCCUUGAAGUUUGUGAGCUUCAGAAUACAUCUCAUGGGCACUUAAUGGGUUUGCCUGAAAACAAGUUGUGCAUUUGUAAUCAGCCUCAGCCACAAAACCUGACAGUGGGGGAUGCUUUGGUCCUAGAAUGUGGAGCUGUUGGAAACCCAAUUCCUCAUUACCAGUGGUUCAGAAAUGGAUUUCCUUUGGCAAACGGGAGCAAAAAUGUCUACAGAGUAACUUACGUGGAUGUGGGACAUCAAGGAACGUAUUGGUGUCAUGUAUUCAAUGACCGAGAGGAUGAAGACAGCAAGAAAGUAGAAGUCAUUAUAGGAAGGAGAGCUGUGGCAGUGGAGUGCACAGAAGAAGAUUCAUGUCAUCUUCAGGAAUCAGCAGACCCACAAGAAGAAUCAAGUCAUAGACCUGUGGCCACAGACAAGGUGGCUCUGUUAAUAGGAAACAUGAGCUACUGGAAUCAUCCCCAGCUCAAGGCUCCAAUGGUAGAUGUGUAUGAAUUGACCAGUUUGCUAAGGCAGCUGGAUUUCAAAGUUGUUUCUUUGCUGGAUCUUACUGAGUCUGAGAUGCGAAAUGCAGUGGAUGAAUUUUUACUUCUCCUGGACAAAGGAGUUUAUGGUUUGUUAUACUAUGCUGGUCAUGGCUAUGAAAACUAUGGGAACAGUUUCAUGGUUCCUGUUGAUGCUCCAAAUCCCUACUGCUCAGCAAACUGCCUGUGCGUGCAGAACAUCCUGCGGCUGAUGCAGGAGAAGCAGACGGGACUCAACGUGUUCCUGCUGGAUAUGUGUCGCAAAAGAAAUGAAUAUGAUGACACAAUUCUUAUCUUGGAUGCUCUGAAGGUUACGGCCAACAUUGUUUUUGGAUAUGCAACGUGCCAAGGAGCAGAAGCUUUUGAAAUCCAGCAGUUGGGGUUGGCCAAUGGAAUCUUCAUGAAGUUCCUGAAGGACCGUUUGUUAGAAGACAAGAAGGUCACUGUUCUGCUUGAUGAGAUUGCAGAAGAUAUGGGCAAGUGUCCCCUUACCAAAGGCAAGCAAGCCCUGGAGAUCCGCAGCAGCUUGUCAGAGAAAAGGGCGUUAACUGAUCCUGUUCAACAAAGCACAUCUUCUGCAGAGUCCCUGGCACGGAACCUGCAGUGGGCCAAAGCUCAUGAGCUUCCAGAAAGUAUGUCCCUUGAAUUCCAGUGUGGUGUUCAGAUUCAGCUGGGGUUUGCAGCUGAGUUCUCCAAUGUCAUGAUAAUCUAUACAAGGAUAGUCAAGAAGCCCCCUGAAAUCACAGCUUGCAGAGCCCACAUCACAGACUUCCCACUCGACUUGGAUGUAGAUCCUAAAGAGGCCAAUAAAGGAACUCCCGAGGAAGCUGGAAGCUAUUUAGUAUCAAAGGACCUUCCCAAACACUGUCUUUACACUAGGCUGAGUUCACUGCAAAAACUAAGGGAACAUUUAAUCUUCACUGUUUGCUUGCACUAUGAGUAUUCAGGAAUAGAAGAUACAAUGGAUGAAAGAAAGAAAAUUAAUGUUGGAAAGCCCCUUAUUGCAAAAUUAGGUCUUCACCAUGGGUUCAAAACCAAGAACUGUCCCCAGACCUGUUGCAUGCCUGGUUAUCCUUUUCAUAAUCCAGUAGUAUCGAGUCCAGAGGCAGCUGAAUACUACAUCCCUAGUCAUUGCCAACCCAAUUCCUGUCCAGGUGUUUACCAUCCAAACUGUGCUUGCUCUACCAGCAUCACACAACCAGAGGCAUGUUCCUGCAAUGGAACUUCCAGGAUAUUGGAUUCAAGACAUGAAAUACAGCAUUGUUCACCCACUAUGGAAAAGAGUAAUGUACCAGUAGAGACCACUGAUGAUACUGUUGAACUGGAAUUCUUCCUCUCUGACAGCCUUAGCUUCUCUGAACAGCAGUAGCUGGGAUGUGUUUGGAGUAGACCAGAGUGGCACUCUUGAACAGAGGAGCCUCCACACUGCCUCUCCAUCUUCUGGGGUUUGGAGACUUCCAGACAAGGCCCUGGAGAGUCUAGAGUAGGUGCUGGAAAUGAGGAUGGGAGGAAUUUUUUUUAUGUCCCAAGAGACAAAACUGGACCAGUAGAUUUAGGAAUGAAAAAAUGUAGAAUUUUUUUUUUUCCUCUCACCUACUACUUGCUUGUGAUACAGGGAAAAAUCUGAACUGCUCAGAGUUUCCUAUUCUGUUCUUUGGCCAUUGUGUGUUAGGAUCGGUCACUGAUGUUCCAGUGCCUUGGAUGUAGCCAAAAAGCAGCUCUGACUGCAUUCUCCUCUCUGAUUGUCAGAUGUCCAGUGUCUGGCAGCAUCUGAGAUGUAUAAGAUCUGUGUAAGGAACCCAAAACCUGAAGAGCCAGCAAACUGACAUCACUUUUGUUUUUAAGAGAAUUUCAGAUUAUCAGAGGGAGCAAAGUCACAGAAUCAUACUGUGCUGGACUGUUUUUAUUAUGAUUUUUUUUUUUUUUUUUUUUUUUUUUUUUUUUUUACAUAACACUCAUUUUUGCUGAUUUUUGCUGAUCUGAUAUCUGUUUUUUCAUGUUCUGGAAGAACACUAACUGGAAAGAUGAGGGCAAGUGCCUGCUCAUAGCAAGCAAGUUAUUGCAUAGUCAGUCUUGCAGACAUGCUGAGGGCUAAAACAAGGAUCAUAAGAAAAGUUAUCUUUUAUUAGGUCUUUCAAUGUCUUGAUGCUUUGAAAAUGUAAAAAUAUUGGGGUGUGAGGGAGUUUUCAAACAGGAUAGUAGCCUCUCCUGCACUGGUAAUAUUGAGAAGAAUUGCUUUCAUUAAGAUCCCCAUCAUAAAAACAGAAUAAGUGAAUGUUAUUGAGGCAGACAAGCCAGUUUCAAACUCCAGUGGAG
Cyanistes caeruleus (blue tit) is the source of this 3338-nucleotide messenger RNA. NCBI's taxonomy places the organism in Eukaryota, Metazoa, Chordata, Aves, Passeriformes, Paridae. The record is from RefSeq and is a predicted model, not a curated record.